Molecule: messenger RNA, 3195 nt
Organism: Gigantopelta aegis
Lineage: Eukaryota; Metazoa; Mollusca; Gastropoda; Neomphalida; Peltospiridae
Product: prostaglandin E2 receptor EP4 subtype-like
Exons: 3
Coding region: 580-2055 (491 amino acids)
Biological process (GO): positive regulation of cytosolic calcium ion concentration; inflammatory response; adenylate cyclase-activating G protein-coupled receptor signaling pathway
Cellular component (GO): plasma membrane
Molecular function (GO): prostaglandin E receptor activity
Source: RefSeq, a predicted model, not a curated record
GCCAUGGACGCAAUAUGGUAUCCAUACGUACCCGGGUGCUGGCGAUGGUGGUGGUGUGUUUUUUGUUGUUGGUUUUUCCCCUCUCUCUUCCCGCUUUCAUCUGGUGAACUUGUUAACAGUUGCCAGCUUUUUCACUCCAUGUAAAGACUCUUACUUCCGUGUCUGAUGUUAAUGUUUUCCGUGCUUUUCACGAGAAAACUGCUAUCGUGUGUUUGUGUUUUGAACGAUCCGGCGACCUUAGGUAUUGUCAUGUUAGCAAAUCCUAUGGGCUUUUCACAUUUGAUUGGACUACAGUACUUGAAACGGUGUUGGGUUUUUUUUUUAUGUGUGUGUUUAAUUCGUCUAUUCCCAACUGUAAGUCAUUCUGAAUAACUGGCGAAGGCGUCAGUCGCUAAGUGGAAUGUAGACACAAGGCUUGACAAUCGAACUGACUGUUCAAAAGAGAAGAGAAUUUGGUUGGAAUUGUUGUUUUUUCUUCUUGUGCAAAACCAACGAUUCCAGGCUGCACACAUGUUUGCCUGGUCUAAAUGCGUUUCCAACAGGUGACGUCACAAGGAGCUGUACGUAACACGCGGGAUAAUGAUCAACAUGGCGUCGAUCAACUCCACAUAUCAUAACACUACCAUGAGAGACGACCUUGAACUCGAUAACAUCUGCAGCGACCCCGCCAAACAGAACUCCACGCAGUGCAACAAGAGUGCCCUUGGCAUCAGUCUGUCCACCCCCAUUCUUAUGCUGUCCGUGGGAGUUCUGGGAAACAUCCUGGCUCUUGUGGUUCUCUACACGUCGAGAAAAGAUGUCCGUAAAACAGUCUUCUUCACUUUAUUGGCGGGUCUGGCGUGGACUGACGUCAUAGGGCAAAUGUGUACGGGUCCCAUAGCCAUCAUCACGUACGCGAACAAUCUGAAAUGGCAGGGCGGUGCCGCUUUGUGCACUUACCACGGGUUUGUGAUGGUGCUGUUCGGGAUACUCCAUCCACUCAUAGUCGGCACCAUGUCUCUCGAACGAUUCUUCGCUUUAAAAUGCUCUUACUUCUACGCGAGGACUAUAACUCGUAGGAAAGCGCAAUACACCAUUGUCGGAUGUUGGGUGUUUACCGUGUUCUUCUGCACGUGGCCUUUGAUGGGAUUUGGAAGCUUUGAGCUGCAGUUCCCGGGUUCAUGGUGCUUCUUGAAUUUCCAUAGGGAAAGUACCACGGACAUGAUCUUCGCCUACCUAUUCGCCAUUAUUAACAUUGGAGUGAUUACGUUUAUUUUUGUGUGCAAUUGCUUCGUGGUAUGUACGCUGUUGAAGAUGCGGCGGAACCACCGAAAGCUGAACCACUUUCCCUCUGUGGACCACAGGAUGUCGGUCUCUCACAAGACGCUCAAACUGGAAAUGGAGACGGAGAUGGUGUGGUUCCUUGGAGCCGUGACGCUCGUCUUCUGUGCUCUGUGGAUGCCGCUUAAUAUUAACAUACUAAUCAACCAGGUAUCGGGUCAAAUGGAUGUGACAAAAGACUUGAUGGGUGUCCGACUGGCGUCCAUAAACCAGAUUUUAGAUCCUUGGUUGUACAUUCUUCUGAGGAAAGCGAUGUUUUACAAAGUUCUCAAGCGAAUCAAACGCUUUAUUUCUGAACAGAAAACACCGAUUGCCUCGCAAAUGUAUUCUCAGCACAGAGACACGCACGUGCGCGAUCUUGACGCUAGCACAUUCCACAUGCAGUCAGUGUAUGUUCAAGCGAAUAGUCACGUGUCAGGGGACGAGUACCAGUCGGUGGCGGAACCGGAAACGAGGACGUUUGAGGACAAGCUAGGUGGAGGUCAAGGGUUCGAUUCUCAGGACAAUGAUGUGUUUGUUGCAGAGAAAUGUGACAACGAGACAGUUUCGUUUUUAGAGCCGGAUGUGAAAAAACGACUGAGCUUUGCUAGUUUUGAUGACGCUUUUAGAAGGAAAAAUCCAAUACGUAGGAAAUCUGGUUGUGCAAAUGGUGAUGUAAAUAAUAGAAAAAUACAAAGAUUGCAUAGUCUUCCAGCAUAUUUAGAAGGAAGAGACAAUAAAGUUUUAGAAAUAUGAGCAAGUUUUGUGACAUAUUUUGUGUAUAUAUAAUUGAAAGAAAACAAUUAGAAUAAUAAUUAUUCUGACAUUUAUUAUUAUAAUCAGUUAAGACUACGUCAUUGGUCUCAUCUAUCCUUCAUCUGCCCAUUUUUUUCAGACUUCAUUCUUAAAGGUUCUUUGUCUAAGUUGAAACUACAAUCUUUUGUUAUUUUCAAAACAUUUUGUAAUAAAUAACUGCAAAUUGAUCGAUCCCAAGUCAAUAAUAAUAUUUUUUUAAAGUCUAGUACGGGACGACAAGACGGUUUCCCGAAUAAUUUGUGGCUAAAUAUAGCAUGGCCACUAUCUUUUUUCUUUUUUGUCAGUUGUCUGCAAAACAUUAUGGGGAAAACUUAGUGUGUUGAAUAUGUACGCAUAAAACAGCGACGUCACUAGUUAAUACGUGUGACACACUCUUAAUAUACUCUAAAAAAAUUCUACUAGUAAAUAGAAUUAUUUGAUUGUAAUCUUUUAUUGGCAUAUAGCUGAAGUUAUAAAUUUUCCAUUAAAAAACAAAACAAACAUUUGGCGGGAAUCGCCAUUAUUGCAACUUUGACAUAGCACCUUUAAGACAGUAUGAAGUAUUAGAAGCCUGCCAUGGUUGUGACGUCGUGGCUUGUUUAACAGGUGAAUACCCGACUCAAAACUUCACGAUGUAUAAUAUACCUUUAAAACCCACAAAACGCCAUAUAAAGUCUGCAGGACUCAUACGAUAUGAAAUUGCACACUUCACAAAACAAAGCAUUAAAAGAAAAAAACCCCACAAUAAUACAAAAUUUAAUGAUACUAUUCACUGACAUUUACACAAUGAAAAUGCCAGUUUGUAACCUGGUACUAACACUUUGUGGGCGUCAUUUCCUCUUGUCACUCAACUCGUCAUUAGAGGAACUGUCCUGAGUAAGUUCCCAUUGUCAAGGUGUUGCCAACUAUCGGAGACGUUUUAAUAACUACAGUUGCAUAUUAAAUGCAUUAAAUGUUUGCAUAAAUUAUUACAGGCUGUACAUUAAAUGUGUUUAUGAUCAUCUUUGUGUGCGUGGUUGAACAUUUAUUUGAUAUAAUCACGUUAAUUUCCGACAUUUCACCUGACAGUCCUUUGUGGGCAUACAUACAUAUACAUAUACA